Molecule: messenger RNA, 2094 nt
Organism: Spodoptera littoralis (African cotton leafworm)
Lineage: Eukaryota; Metazoa; Arthropoda; Insecta; Lepidoptera; Noctuidae
Source: the annotation of a GenBank genome assembly
AUGGCCAAGAAAAAAGGAGACGAGAAAGUGAACCAGCAACCUCAAAGUGAUAAUGAGGAGCCAAAUUUUGACGAGGAGCCUGACUUCGACGAUCCAGAGGGUUAUAUUGACGAUAUUCCUGACGAAGAGUUGUUGGCCGACCUUUUAGAGCAGAAACCGAAGGAAUCAGACAGUUAUGAGAACGUGGUCGUCGUCGACGGGUGCCCGCAGGUCGGACCCGAGCGACUGGAAAAGCUCCAGAGUGUCAUAAACAAGAUAUUUAGUAAAUUCGGGAAGAUCGUCAACGAGUAUUAUCCGACUUCUGAGAAUGGAACCACUACUGGUUACAUUUUCCUGGAGUACAGCAACCCUCAGAAUGCCGCUGAAGCUGUGAAGGCAACAAAUAAUUGUAAAUUAGAUAAGCAGCACACAUUCUUGGUGAAUUUGUUCACCGAUUUUAAGAAAUAUUCAGAUAUCCCUAAAGAAUGGGAGCCACCAGCACCUCAACCAUUCAAGGUCCAAUCAGACCUGCAAUGGUACCUGAUGGAUCCUGAUGCAUAUGACCAGUUCCUGGUUGGCAUCGGUACUGGAGUGGCGCUCCAAGUGUGGCAGAAUGCACUGCCAGAACCAACUUUAAUGCAGGAGAGACCUAACUGGACGGAGACUUACGCCGUGUGGUCGCCAUUAGGAACGUACUUAGCGACGUUCCACUGGAAGGGUGUGGCCCUAUGGGCUGGCCCUAAGUUCUCCCAGUUCCAGAAGUUCUUCCACCCUGAAGCUCGGUUCAUCUCCUUCUCCCCAUGUGAAAACUAUAUUGUUACUUUCUCACCGACUGGUGACAGGGGUGAAGAUAAGAAACUCAUUAUCUGGGAUAUUAGGACGGGUCUAGAAAAGCGUAGUUUCCCACCACCGGACGAGUACGUCACCUGGCCCGUGUUCCGUUGGAGCAAGGACGACAAGUAUUUCGCCAGGCUCGGCCAGGAUAUGCUCUCCGUGUACGAGACGCCUAGCUUCGGUCUACUCGACAAGAAGUCCAUCAAAAUACCAGGAAUCAGAGACUUCAGUUGGUCACCCACUGACAACACUGUAGCGUAUUGGGUAGCGGAAGACAAAGAUGUACCAGCUAGGGUAACACUUCUAGAACUCCCCAACCGCACUGAAGUGCGCUCCAAGAACUUGUUCUCUGUAGCUGACUGCAAGAUCCACUGGCAGAAGAGUGGAGACUACCUCUGUGUGAAAGUAGACCGUUACUCUAAAGUUAAGAAAGACAAAAAUGAAAUCAAGUACUCAGGAAUGUAUUACAACUUUGAAAUAUUCCACAUGAGGGAAAAGGAGAUCCCGGUAGACUCGGUAGAAAUUAAGGAGCCCAUUCAAGCAUUUGCCUGGGAACCAGUUGGUUCCAAGUUUGCUAUUAUCCAUGGUGAUCCUGCUAACAUCUGCAUUAGUUUCUAUCAAGUGAAUACUGGUCAGGCACCGACUUUGUUGAAGAAGUUCGAGAGGCAACCCUUCAAUCACUUGUUCUGGUCUCCAUCCGGACAGUUCAUUGUUCUUGCCAACCUUGGACUCACUGGAGGUGCCCUGGAGUUCUUAGACACUAAUGAUUUCACUAUCAUGAAUGUCUCUGACCAUUACCAGAUGUCUGGAAUUGAAUGGGACCCGACUGGUCGCUUCGUAGUGACUGGCGUGUCAUCACUCAAGAGCAAGAUCGACACUGGUUACUACAUCUGGUCCUUCCAGGGUAAAAUAUUGAGAAGAGUAAUGAAAGAGGGCUUCGCGCAGUUCAACUGGCGGCCCAGGCCUCCGACGUUGCUCUCGGAGAAACAGCAGAAGGACAUUAAGAAGAAUCUUAAGAAAUAUUACUCACAGUUUGAGUCUAAGGACCGUAUGCGCAGUAGCAAAGCUAGCAAGGAAUUGGUGGCUAAGCGUACUGAGCAGAUGAAGAAACACGUGGAGUACCGCGAGGCCAAGGUGCAGGAGUGGAACGAGCAGAAGCCACGCAGGCUUGAGCUCAGGAAUUACGUUGAUACAGACGGUAUCGACGCGGACUCGACGGCGACGACGGUGGAAGAAGUAGUAGAAUUUUUCGUGAAAGAAGAACAAACGGUCAUCGAGUAG